AUGCCGCAGCAUAACCAAUCCCACAUCUCUCUUGAGACCGUGGCGCCGAAGCUGGCCAAUGUGAUCCGUCCAGCGGCCGGAUUGGCAGCCAAAGAUGUGAAGUUUUACAAGGCUCUGGAUCCUCAAGUUAGUUCUUCGGCGGAUGCUUCUAGUGGCCUCAUUCUCGAAUUGGCGCAGCGGCUGGUGGAUCUCUCGACAGCAGACAAAGAGUCUGUUACCCUUUCUGCCGAUGCCGAGAUUCUGGACUUGACCCGACUAGUUGGUGAUGUUCUCGAUGAUCUGGUUGAGAAGACCGAUAUCGCACUUGAUGACUUCGAGAAGGGGAAGGUUUACGAUGCAGCGGAUGAAGCCAAAGAUAACGAGACAGAGUCCGAGGAUGGUUUCACAUACCUUGACCCAGGAAAUGCCCAGGCUAAUAAAUUAACCCGGAGAAGAGACAAGCCUCAAGAGCAAUUUGGAUUCGAAAUCGACAAUUCCGAAGAAACGCCUUUCCGGCCGCUUCUACCAACCAAGCCGCACGCUAUCCAUCCGUUGAACACUGCUUUGGUGGAUCCAGAGUACGUGUUUUCAGAGGUGUCUCAGUCCGAAAUAUUGGUCACCCCUCAACACUACGAGCAACCAUAUGCAUUUGAGAUCAUGAACCAGGAGUAUCCAGAAGCGAUAUUGCGGAAAUCGGUUCCUAUUGAUGCUAAGCCCUGGGCCGAAACCACUGCCAUCUGGGUCGAUACUCCAGAGUUGCUCCGCCAGAUGGUGGAUACUCUUAAGAACGAGGCUGCUAUUGCAGUUGAUCUAGAACAUCAUGAUUUCCGCACUUAUAGAGGUCUUACAUGCCUGAUCCAGAUCUCCAACCGGGACCAGGAUUGGCUGAUAGACCCAUUGGCUCUCUGGAGAGAGUUGCACAUCUUGAACGAGGUCACUGCUGACCCAAAGAUUGUUAAGGUUUUCCAUGGUGCCUUCAUGGACACACACUGGCUCCAGCGCGAUUUUGGGGUGUACGUGGUGAGUAUGUUCGACACUUACCAUGCGUGUGUUGCAUUGGGUUUCCCCCAGCGCGGUCUCAGCUACCUUCUGGAAAGAUUUGCCAAAUUCCGCACAUCCAAGGUUUACCAGCGUGCUGACUGGAGACUCAGACCACUCACCGAUAUUAUGAAGGAAUAUGCCCGUUCUGACACCCAUUUCUUGCUGUAUGUCUAUGACAACCUCCGGAACAUGUUGCUUGAGAACGGCAAGAUGUCCGAGGUGUUGGCUGCCUCCCGAAAGGUUGCUGCCCAGCGGUUUGAAUAUCCUGAUUUCAAGCCUUUGGAGCUUAGUGCUGGUAAUGGUUUCUCGUACGACACCGCAGCACAGUAUCGUGAGCGGCCGUGGGGAGGUCAGAUGGGCCGUUUGGGUGUUCCACGGGCGAAGGAAGAAGUCUUCAAGAGUCUUUAUCAGUGGAGGAAGUCCGUUGCACAGCAGAAUGAUGAGUCUGUGGCUUUCGUGAUGUCUUCGGCUCUUCUGGCUGAGUUGGCUUUGAAAGCACCAACUACUCUCACAGAACUUCGCUCUGUCAACCAGAAAAUUCCCGAUCUGGUACUUUCCAGAGAACAGGAAGUGGUUGAUUUGAUUAAUGAUGCAUUGGCCAGGUCUGAUCUGGAGGAUAUGGAGAAGCUCGGGUCUGUAGAAUUUGAGGAACCGGUUGAAACCCACACGGAGAACACCACUGGUAAUUUUGUCGAACUCAAAGAUGCGGGCGAAAUCGAGUCUGUGUUCCUGAAACUGGCCCAGAAACUCGAAUAUGCCAAAACGGACGCAAUCAUGGGUGCGAGGCCCAGAAUUCUAGGUGCUGAAAAGGCUACCUUUGCCGUGGAGUAUCCCCAGAGAGGUAAAGUGGUGACUCAUACGGUCGAAGAUCUUGACGGUCGCAAAGAAUUCCUUGCAAAAGAACUGGAUAACGAGGUUGUUGUUGUGCCAGAACAGACCACUGCUGAAGAGACAGGUUCGGUUGAGCCACAGAUCCCAGCUGAAGAACCAUCUGCGGCUCCGUCUUCGGUUUCGUCUUCGGACCCAUUGGAGGCCAAAACCGCUGCUGAAAAGGACGAAAUCAUCACUUUGCGCAAGAAAAGAGAACAGCCGUUUAGAGAACGCAAAGAAGCUGACACUGAGGCUGUGGACUAUUCAAAGUUUGACAAGAUCAUCUUGGACUCAGAAGGAAAGAGGGAAAGGUCCAGGAAGAAGGAUAAAACAAAGCCAAAACCCAUCUUUGAUCCUUACUCUGCCUCCAGCGAAGGUCCUCAAGGUGCCAAGAAGAAAGACAGGUUUAUUGGUGGAAAGUCUUCCACGUAUAAAGCCAAGAGGUAG
Messenger RNA from Kuraishia capsulata CBS 1993, 2337 nucleotides. RefSeq lists its product as uncharacterized. The record is from RefSeq and is a predicted model, not a curated record. The transcript has a single exon. The coding region runs from base 1 to 2337 and encodes 778 amino acids. Gene Ontology annotation, cellular component: nucleolus; nuclear exosome (RNase complex). Gene Ontology annotation, biological process: exonucleolytic trimming to generate mature 3'-end of 5.8S rRNA from tricistronic rRNA transcript (SSU-rRNA, 5.8S rRNA, LSU-rRNA); nuclear polyadenylation-dependent antisense transcript catabolic process; nuclear polyadenylation-dependent snRNA catabolic process. Lineage: Eukaryota; Fungi; Ascomycota; Pichiomycetes; Pichiales; Pichiaceae. Gene Ontology annotation, molecular function: 3'-5'-RNA exonuclease activity; nucleotide binding; nucleic acid binding.